Molecule: messenger RNA, 1140 nt
Organism: Helianthus annuus (common sunflower)
Lineage: Eukaryota; Viridiplantae; Streptophyta; Magnoliopsida; Asterales; Asteraceae
Exons: 2
Coding region: 1-1140 (379 amino acids)
Source: RefSeq, a predicted model, not a curated record
AUGAUACAUUUAAAAUAUUUUAGUGUGCUGGUUGAAAAAUUAGAUAAGCGUAUUUCCAACUGGAAGAACAGGCUUAUUUCUUUUGCAGGUCGGUUACAGCUUAUUGUGUCGGUUCUAUCCUCUAUGCAUAUUUAUUGGUCUUCGGUAUUUAUUUUACCGGCUAGGGUGAUUCACGACCUAGAAGCUAGAAUGAGAAAUUUUCUGUGGAGUCAAGAUAAUUCGUUUAAAAAAGGGAGGGCAAAGGUGUCCUGGAAAUCGGUUUGCACUCCGAAGUAUGAAGGGGGAUUGGGUAUUAGGCGUAUUGGUGAUUUUAACAAAGCGCUCAUGGCAAAUCAUGUUUGGGGCAUCCUCACUAAACGUAAAUCUCUCUGGGUGGAAUGGGUGCAUGACUACAAGUUAAAAGGAAAAAGUUUCUGGAUGGUAAAGGUUCCUACGAAUUGCUGCUGGAGCUGGCGUAAAAUUCUCCAACUUCGGCCAAUAAUAAGGAACUAUAUUUGGACGUCUCUUGGGGAUGGUAGAUCAACAUCAGCUUGGUAUGACACCUGGGGUGCUUUAGGGCCUUUAGGUACUUUUCUUUCCCCUAGAACGAUAACAAAUGCGGGAUUCCGGUUGGAUAGUUCAGUGGCCGAUAUUAAUAUUGAGGGUGUUUGGCAAUGGCCCACGGCCUGGAGGGAUAUUUAUCCCGUUCUUAACCAGUUGGAUCUUAUUCAGCCGAAUGUUCAUAAGACGGACAGUGUUAAAUGGUGUGUGGGUGAUGUGAUUCAUGAGGUUUCGGCUUCGUGCAUUUGGGAUUCUCUUCGGUAUUGUGAUCCGGAGGUCAACUGGACGAAAAUAGUUUGGUGUGGAAUGUCAAAGUGGGAGGAUAUCGUCGGAAGGCUUCAGCUCAAAUGCCACUCGAAGAUGGUAGAUGAUUAUGUGAGUAGACUUGUAGUGGCAGCUUCUGCUUAUCUUAUUUGGCAGGAACGUAAUGCAAGGAUUUUCAAGAAUCAACUACGACCGCCGGAAAAGCUCUAUGAUUUAAUAAUCGAGACUGUUCGGUAUAAGCUUAUGGGAGUCAAGUUGAAGCGGAAUGAUAGAGUGCGAAGACUCUUAGGAGAAUGGGGGAUUCCAGAUGCGGAUACUAAUGGUGAUGGCGAUUGA